This is a messenger RNA of Lodderomyces elongisporus, 486 nucleotides long. RefSeq names its product Arc15p (gene ARC15). The transcript has a single exon. Gene Ontology annotation, molecular function: actin filament binding. The coding region runs from base 1 to 486 and encodes 161 amino acids. The record is from RefSeq and is a predicted model, not a curated record. Gene Ontology annotation, cellular component: cytoplasm; Arp2/3 protein complex; actin cytoskeleton. Gene Ontology annotation, biological process: Arp2/3 complex-mediated actin nucleation; regulation of actin filament polymerization. NCBI's taxonomy places the organism in Eukaryota, Fungi, Ascomycota, Pichiomycetes, Serinales, Debaryomycetaceae.
AUGUCACAAGAAGAUUGGAGAAGAAUUGAUAUCGAUGCACUCGAGCCGGAAAACCACCUCACGUUAGCCGACCUUUCACCCGAUUCGGCCUCAAACACACAAUUCACAUCUUCACAAGUACAAUCUUUGGCGCAACAAAUCCGUUCGCAACUCUCAUCGGGUCAAUUUCAGCAAGCGUUGCAAACGGCAUUGGACAAUCCUCCAUACGUUGCAGACUCGGCGGCCACAAAGCAACUCCACGCCAAAACAGUAUUUGAAACCCUUUGCUCGAUAAAAAAUAACAAUAGUUCCCAGGAUAUUUCGAGUUUCGUUAAGCUGUUGAACCAAGAACAGCAAGAUGUGUUGAUCAAGUACUUGUACAGAAGCAUGAGUGAAGGUUAUGGACAAAAACAAGGUGGUUUGGUGUUGAACUGGUUUGAAAAGACGGUGGAAAUUACAGGUGUAGGUGCCAUUGCCAGGUAUAUGACCGAUAGAAGGACAGUAUAG